UGGAGAUCUGUUGUCGUGGAAGUUCUCUGAGCACAAACACUUGUUCCAUAACGGAGCAUUAGUGUGUUGUAUUUUUAGCCCAGUAUAAGGUGUAUGAGCUCAGUUUGAAGAUGUCUCUUAUAGAAGGUCUUCUACAGACAUCAAGCACGGUGACACUGCUGGGUACUGUGCUGUUUCUGCUGGUCCUCUACUUCCUCUACUCUGGUUCCAGCUCUGAGGAACAGGGGAAGGAGCCUCCAGGACCCAGGGCUCUGCCCCUGCUUGGUAACAUGCUCCAGCUGGACCUCAAGAAGCCCUAUCACUCUCUCUGCGAGGUAAGAUGUAAACAUGUUCCCUGGUUGGGUCCGUGGAUAAAACCUGACACUCUGAAAAAGAAUGUUGCGUAUAUGAAGAUGGAGGUGACAGAGCUGGUGAGGGUCCUGAAGGAGACUCAACCUCAGAUGUGUAGAGGCUUUGUGGACUCGUUCCUUGUCCGAAAGCAGACCCUGGAGGAAUCUGGCAAUAUGGAUUCUUUCUACCACGACGACAACCUGGUAUUUAGUGUUGCUAACUUGUUUAGUGCUGGUACCGACACCACCGGGACGACCCUGCACUGGGGUCUGCUGCUAAUGGCCAAGUACCCCCAUAUACAGGACAAGGUCCAGGAGGAGAUCAGCAGCAUCAGUAGUCGUCAGCCCUUAGCAGAGGACAGGAAGAACCUACCCUACACUGAUGCAGUGAUCCAUGAGACCCAGAGACUAGCCAACAUUGUACCCAUGUCCAUCUCUCACACCACCAGCCGAGAUGUCACCUUCCAGGGAUAUUUCAUCAAAAAGGGGACGUCUGUGAUUCCUCUACUGACAUCGGUCCUACAGGACGAUAGCGAAUGGGAGAGCCCCCACACCUUUACCCCCUCCCACUUUCUGGAUGAGCACGGAACAUUUGUCAAGAGGGACGCCUUCAUGGCCUUCUCUGCAGGUCGUAGGGUGUGUCUGGGGGAGAGUCUGGCCAGGAUGGAGCUCUUCCUCUUCUUCACCUCCCUCCUGCAGCGCUUUCAUUUCUCUCCUCCUCCUGGAGUAACAGAGGAUGAUCUGGACCUGACACCGGCUGUGGGGUUCAYCCUCMAYCCUUCACCUCACCAGCUCUGUGCUGUGAGCCGGGUCUGAGAUUUGAACAUGAAAAUAUUGGUGGGGCAAACUCAAUCAAAAAAGCUGAUAUGCAUCGAAACCACUACACAUUAAAUGUACCAUUAUAAUAACCAAUCCCAGAAAUGAGUUUGCGCGACACACACAAACAUUAUUAUAUUUAGUUUAUGAUCRGUUCAUAGGCUACUUCCAAUAUCUUUUACAUCUAAUUACACGGACUACGGUAGUCGAACAUAUUUUUAUAGAGUGAAGUCUAUUUUACUUAAUUUUCAGCAUCGGUCUGCCGUAUUGCUAAAUUUGUUAGAGUUAUUGGGAUGCAGUCCAACACGUUCUGAGGGUAGUCGCAUCCACCUGCCUGUUAAGAAUAAAGGAACAAAGUUUAUAAAGCUUCUCCUUCGUUUCAAUCGCGUCGUAAGUUCCAUGGGUUAUUAAAGCAGGGUCUUAUCCUGUUCUAACAGUGCCUAUUAAAACAGGAUAAAUCCAUUAGAAUCCAAUAGCUUUUUUGACAACACCCCUUUUGAUUUGAACGAAACCUUCCAUACAUAUUUGCCCAUUGUAAAAGUGCUCAGAAAUUGACUUAUUAAAUAUAUAUUUUUGUUCCCAAGAAACUUGAUGACCUGGUUGUAGAUAAACCAAAAUACAAAUGUAUUUGUUGCUGGUAUGUACCGCCCCCCUGCUGCCAUGGCGGAUGCUAUUGGUGCUAUAUCUGAAUGUUUAACAUCUUUUCUGUCCUUGGAGUGGGUUAUUUUAGGGGAUUUGAAUCUGGAUUAGCUAUCCCUGGCUUCAGAUCAAUUUAAGUUUAUAUGCAUAGAUUUUCAAAACCCACAUGCCCUUGUUACUCUUCAUGAUGAGUUAAUUCUUACUAAUAACCCCCAUAAAUAUUUGUGUAGUGGAGUAUUUGCAUAUAUGACUCAGGGAUAAUUGUCCCAUAGGAUGUAUUAGAGAUAGAAACGGCAAAAUACUAAUCAGGGUUUAAUUAAGAUUUUUUUUUUUUAUGUUUCUGCUUAAGGGUUUUUACAUGACAUGUUCUACUCUGAUAAAACCACCGUCUCCUGUAUUCCUGACCAUGAGUUGGCUCUAGAAAAGGUCUCCUCUAUAAAUAAAUAUAUACACUACCA
Molecule: messenger RNA, 2242 nt
Organism: Salvelinus sp. IW2-2015
Lineage: Eukaryota; Metazoa; Chordata; Actinopteri; Salmoniformes; Salmonidae
Source: RefSeq, a predicted model, not a curated record